Molecule: messenger RNA, 1464 nt
Organism: Cyprinodon tularosa
Lineage: Eukaryota; Metazoa; Chordata; Actinopteri; Cyprinodontiformes; Cyprinodontidae
Gene: seh1l
Product: SEH1-like (S. cerevisiae)
Exons: 9
Coding region: 107-1360 (417 amino acids)
Biological process (GO): positive regulation of TORC1 signaling; cellular response to amino acid starvation
Cellular component (GO): Seh1-associated complex; nuclear pore outer ring
Molecular function (GO): protein binding; structural molecule activity
Source: RefSeq, a predicted model, not a curated record
GUGGCCGAUUCUGCUCAGCAGCACAUCAGCGGCGCCAAACUUCAGCAGAGCAGGAGCCACAUGACAAGCCUGCUAGCAAACCACCGCUUCUAGAGGCACCGGAACCAUGUUCGUUGCUCACAGGAUCGCAGCUGACCAUAAAGAUCUAAUCCACGAUGUUUCCUAUGAUUUCCACGGCCGGAGAAUGGCGACUUGUUCCAGCGACCAAAGUGUCAAGGUUUGGGAUAAAAGCGAGAACGGAGAGUGGCAAUGCACCGCCAGCUGGAAGACACACAGUGGGUCCGUGUGGAGAGUAACCUGGGCUCAUCCAGAAUUCGGCCAAGUUCUGGCCUCCUGCUCGUUCGACAGAACAGCCGCUGUCUGGGAGGAGAUUGUCGGGGAGUCCAACGACAAGCAGAGAGGGCUGAGCCACUGGAUAAAGAGAACCACACUAGUGGAUAGUAGAACAUCGGUGACAGACGUGAAGUUUGCUCCUAAACACAUGGGUCUGAUGCUGGCCACCUGCUCUGCGGACGGAGUGGUGAGGAUCUACGAAGCCCCUGAUGUGAUGAACCUGAGCCAGUGGUCCCUGCAGCAUGAGAUCUCAUGCAAGCUAAGCUGCAGCUGCAUAUCAUGGAACCCUUCAAGCUCUCGAGCCCACCCCCCCAUGUUCGCUGUGGGCAGCGAUGAUAGCAACGUGGCGUACGGUGGGAAUGUUCAGAUCUACGAAUAUAAUGAAAACACAAGGAAAUACAGUAAAGCAGAAUCGCUGAUGACGGUCACCGAUCCAGUCCAUGACAUAGCAUUCGCCCCCAACCUGGGGAGAUCUUUCCACGUGCUCGCCAUCGCAACUAAAGAUGUCAGAAUAUUUAAGCUUGUUCCUCUGAGGAAGGAGACCACCACCUCGGGACCCACCAAGUUUGAGGUGCGGAUUGUGGCUCAGUUCGACAACCACAACUCCCAGGUGUGGCGUGUGAGCUGGAACAUCACCAGCACCCUGCUGGCCUCGUCUGGGGACGACGGCUGCGUUCGCUUGUGGAAAGCAAACUACAUGGAGAACUGGAAGUGCACGGGCAUCCUGAAGGGGGACGGCAGCCAGCUGACGGGCUCGUCCGGUCAGCCCAUGGCCCUGAGCACGGUGGUGGGCUCCUCUGUUCAGAACUCCCAGAACAUCCUGAAUGGGAUGGCAGCAGGAAGGUAUUUCUUUCCACCUCUGGAUCCUCCCAGAGGGGGGACCAGGCACGGCCACCUGCUGCCUCCUUCCUCCCUCAUAGAGCACUGUGAUGCCGAGGCUGUGCAGCAGCCGCAGCCACUGGCUCUUCCUCACAGACACUCCUCCUCCAGGGCGCUGCUGUCCCUGCCAGAAGCUGAAGAGCAAUGAUUCAAAGUGUUUACCUUUAUUAGAAAAUGUAAUGCUGUACUAUGAAAAGGAAAACAAAGAAUAAGGUCAUUUACUUGUAAUAAAUUCUUUUCUUAAGCUUUCAA